This is a messenger RNA of Pogona vitticeps (central bearded dragon), 3726 nucleotides long. NCBI's taxonomy places the organism in Eukaryota, Metazoa, Chordata, Lepidosauria, Squamata, Agamidae. The record is from RefSeq and is a predicted model, not a curated record.
UGUCCGUGCCGUUUUCGCGUUGGCAAAACCCCGGACCUGUCAGCCAGAGGAGCGGGGAAGACGUACCUCCUCCCAAAAAUCACUUUGACCCUCCAGCCUCGGGCCAGCGACGCCUCGUGGGAGUCCACCCUGCUGAAGCCGGAAGAGAUGGAGCUCUCGUCGGCGGAAAGCCCCUGCGAGCUCAAGCAGCUGGAGCCUUCGCCUUUCUCUUCCAAGCGGACCAUGUACGAGACAGAGGAGAUGGUGAUCCCCGGAGAUCCCGAGGAGAUGGCGCAGUUCCAGGCCCAGACCUUGGAGGCCUCUCAGUACACCCUGGAGGUGACCUUCCCCAUCAUGCACAUUUUCCUCCCCAGCAAGGAAUUCUACGAGAGCAUCUACAAUAGGUCAGAACCUCACGCCCUCAGCAGCAGCAGCUCUCCAGAGACUGUCAUGGAGGACUAUUUCAUGCCCGAGCAGCUGGAAAUCCCCAGCUUUUUACCUCCCGAAGGGCUGCACCCCACCAUUUAUGCCUCGCAGGAUGGCAACCUCGCCUGGCCCCCGGGGAGCAAGAAGGACGGGCCCCAGAAGAUGCUCUCCCUGGCCAUCCAGAUCAACCUGGAUUUGGAAAAGAACAUCAAGGAAUUCUUGGUGACAUUGCGCCUGGAAGGGGCCACCCUGCGCCAUUCCAUGGCCUUGGCCCAUCAGAGCUGGUACUCACAGCUCAUUGACUUCCUGGAUGUCCUGGAUGACCCCAUCCUGGGUUUUGUGCCCCCCACCAUCAUCACGGUGCUGCACACGCACUUGUUCAGCUGCGCUGUGGAUUACAGGCCCCUCUACUUGCCCAUCCGUGUUCUCAUCACCGCAGAGACCUUCACCCUCUCCAGCAACAUCAUCGUGGACACCUCGGUCUUCCUUCUCCGGUUCAUUUUGGAUGACUCGGCUCUUUACCUCUCCAACAAAUGUGACAGCGAGACCGGUGACCUGAGGAAAGAUUAUGUUUGCGUCGUGGAUGUGGACCUCCUGGAGCUGGUGAUCACCACGUGGAAGGGAGCCACGGCUGGGAAGCUGACCCGGCCUCUUUUUGAGCUCCGCUGCUCCAACAACGUCAUCCACGUCCACACCUGCGCAGACUCGUGCGCAGCCCUCGCGAACCUCAUCCAGUAUGUGGUGAACAACGGCGACCUGCACCCUCCCCCUCGGCAGGACAGUCCCACGGAGAUUGCUGGCCAAAAGGUGCAGUUGUCUGAGAGUCCAGCCUCUCUCCCGCCAUGUCCUCCUGCCGAGACGGCCGCUAUUAACCAGCGUGACCUGACAGACGCCCUCCUCGACACAGAGCGAAGCCUGCAGGAGCUGGCCGGCGAAGCCGGGGACUCUGGACUCAGACGGCCGCCGUCCCCCGUCUCCGUGUAUCUCUUCCCUGGGGAGAAUGGCGCCACGGGCAAGGCCAAGGCCGCGGCUCCGCCACCUGCCUCCGUGGGCGAAGGUCUGGAUUUCAGCCCUUCGGAAGACAGCGAGGGCGAGAGCGAGGCUACCGACGACUUCUGCAUCUUGGACGCUCCGGGCACCGGCAUUCCGCCCCGGGAUGGCGAGCCCGUCGUGAUGAAGCUGUUGGAUGGGCCCGUCCGCGUCCAGGAGGGCCAUUUUUCUCGUCCCCUGGGCAGCACGGACUUGCUGAAGGCUCCCUCGCGCUUCCCGGUGCCCGAGAGCCGCGUCGUGAUGCGGGAGGUCUCGGUGGUCUGGCAUCUCUACGGAGGCAGAGACUUCGGGCCCAGUCGAUCGGCUUCGGGCCACGCCCAUUCGCCCAGCUUCAGAGCAAAGCAUUUGCCAGCAAAGUGGUUUGGGGCCGAUGAGCCCCAAAAAAGGUCUUCUUGGCCUGACUGUCGGGGACCUCCUUUCUCUUGGCAGCUCACCAUCAAAGCUCUCCACGUCUGCCCGGAAACCGGCCUGGGAGGCCCCGAGUGCUGCCUUCGUGUUUCGCUAAUGCCGCUGAGGCUCAACAUCGACCAGGAUGCCUUGUUCUUCCUCAAGGACUUUUUUGCCAGUGUAGCUGCCAGCAUUAAUCCAGUCGUACCCCUGGACCCCGGCUCUGAAGGUCCAGCAGACGCCUCAGGGAAGGAGCCCGAGGGAGCCGAGGGCGAGAUGACUGCCUCGGUGGAGACCACCGCCAGCGAGACCAGCUCCGUAUCCAACGCCUCCUCUUCCUCAUCGGAGCAGCCCAUCUACUUCCGGGAGUUCCGAUUCACCUCUGAAGUCCCCAUCUGGCUGGACUAUCACGGCAAGCAUGUGACGGUGGACCAGAUGGGCACUUUUGCCGGCAUCCUCAUCGGCCUGGCACAGCUCAACUGCUCUGAGCUCAAACUUAAGAGGCUCUGUUGUCGGCACGGGCUCUUGGGUGUGGAGAAGGUGGUGAGCUACGCCCUGACCGAGUGGCUGACGGACAUCCGCAAGAACCAGCUCCCGGGCAUCCUGGGCGGCGUGGGGCCCAUGCACUCCGUCGUGCAGCUCUUCCACGGCCUGCGUGACCUCUUCUGGCUGCCCAUCGAGCAGUACCGCAAGGAUGGCCGGAUCAUCCGGGGCCUGCAGCGAGGGGCGGCGUCCUUCGGCACCUCCACCGCCUCGGCGGCCCUUGAGCUCAGCAACCGUUUCUCCAUGCCCUUCCUUUCCUGUUUUUGCGCCACGGCCGAGACGGUCUAUGACAUCCUCUCCCCGACGGCUCCCCUCUCCACACGGACCCUCCUGGACAAAAAGUCCACCCGCAAGCUGAGGCGUGGCCAGCAGCCGGCCGACCUGCGCGAGGGGGUGGCCAAGGCCUAUGACACCGUGAGGGAGGGUGUCAUUGACACAGCCCAGGCCAUCUGUGACGUGGCAGCCCGUGGCCACGAACAAAAAGGCAUCACGGGGGCCGUGGGAGGGGUCCUGCGGCAGAUCCCACCCACCGUGGUCAAGCCCCUGAUUGUGGCUUCGGAGGCCACCUCCAGCCUCCUGGGAGGGAUGCGCAACCAGAUCAAGCCCGACGCCCGCAAGGAGGAGUCCCUGAAGUGGCGGUCGGAAGAGGCCCAGGAAUGAAGACGCUUCCCCCUCCCACGGACCCAGACAAGCAGUCAGCCUCUCCCUUCGCCCCACGGAGACCACGGAGGGCUGGAGAACACCCCUCGCCCCCUUGGCCAACCUUACCAAAUAAAGAACCGUGGAGGAGGAGGAGGAGGAGAGAGGAAAGGCGCCCUUAUGGGCAGUCGAACGCUUUCAGAUGGUCAUGGAGCUUCCCAGCAUGGCAGCCAUACAUGGGAUUGCCCAGAGAGGGUGGUGCCGCCUCAUUUAUUGCCUCGCCCCAUAUUUUUGUACUUUCGAGAAUGGUGUGUCUGCCAGCUGUUUGGUACACGACCUUCCGCUGUACUCUCUGACCUCAGUAGAGCAGGGUUUUGGGGGGGGGAAGGAGAGGAUGAAAGUUGACUGAACAUUAAAGGACGUGACAUGUUUUCAGCUCCGUCUUUGCGUGGAGGUCGGGUUGGAAGGCUGUUAACAGAGUAAAACCUCUCCUUCAUCCUGUCCUGGAGCGCCUUCCCUGCUUGCGGUGUGGCUGAGGCUACAAAGAGAAGAAUUUCUUUGAGGUGCACAGAGAUGAUGGUAGAGGUGAGCAGAAGGCAGGUCAGGAUCAAAUGAAUCUUAAACAUUACAGUGGCUGUCACUUUUAUUGGGACUGGUUAUGAAUACACACACAGAAAAAUCAUGAAAUAUAAAAUUCAUCCU